Molecule: messenger RNA, 1575 nt
Organism: Cyphellophora attinorum
Lineage: Eukaryota; Fungi; Ascomycota; Eurotiomycetes; Chaetothyriales; Cyphellophoraceae
Exons: 6
Coding region: 1-1575 (524 amino acids)
Cellular component (GO): nucleus
Source: RefSeq, a predicted model, not a curated record
AUGGCUGAACAAUCAAAGAUUGAUACAUUGAUGGCAGGUUGUGUUAGACAAUGGCCUGGGACGCUGCUGCGACUUGAAGGAGCUGCUCUCGCCGCUGCAUCAAUUUGGGCAUUUCGGAAGAAUGGUGGAUCAUGGUGGUUCUUCGCCAGCGGCAUCCUGGCACCAGAUCUCAGCAUGGUGGGAUAUGUUUCUGACCCGGGCACUGGAGCUGCAUUUUACAACCUAGGCCACACCGAGACAAUACCACUGCUGAUCGCCUUAAUUGGAUUAGGACAAGGACGUCCACGCAUGUUCAAUGUUGCGAUGGUUUGGCUGGCACACAUCAACUUGGAUCGCAUGAUUGGCGCUGGACUCAAGUACGCCAGCGGAUUCAGCGAUACGCAUCUUGGCUUCUGGGACGGAGCUGCCGAGAGAGAGAAAGCCCGAUCAAAAUCAGCCCAUCACCAGAAUGUAGGAGCUUACUCCAAUGUUUCCACAGACUUUGGUAGCAAAACCCACGGCAACUAUCUUGGAAUUCCUGGACAGCUGAUUGUUGAGCUGACCGCGAUCUACUUCGACAACGUGUCCAAUUCUUCUCUGGUUCUACAUAAAGCUCGCCUCCUUCAUGCUAUCGAAGCUGGAACAGCUGCACCCCAUGUCGUACUCAGUGUCUGUGCUUGGGGAGCCAACUUCUACAAGGACAAAAAUGACUCAGCAUCCCUAAAGACAAACGGCUUUAUGACAGAAUGGGCGCAUCAAGCAGGGCGACUUGCAUUCCAGGAGAUCGAAAGCUUCAGCAAAGAUCUGGUAGCGACCUUACUUAAUUUGACACUCUUCUGGCACAGCCAAGGAUCUUGGAAGGUCAGCUCGUUAUACAAGGCCAACGCGUUUCAUUAUCUGUGCAUACACGGAAUCGGAGACACAGUGCUCAUGCAGGCACAAACACUCGAGGUUGAAGUGCAACGCCGACGGUUUUGGGCAUGGUACAUUAUGCACUGUCACAAUAACGAGGGAUUAGGUGCAUUGGAGCCCGUCGGAGACUUACAGAGCCUGCCCCUACCAUGGUCUGAAGAGGACUACGCCGCCGGGUCGUUAUCGAGCCACUCAGUAACUCUAGUAGCAUCCGACAAGGGCAGCGGUUCAAUAUUCGCCGAACUUACAAAGAUUAUGACCAUGUGGUCACAAGCUGUCAGUCUUAUCAAGACUCCAGAGGCACACCUUACGGCGACUAGGAUAACAGCAAUAUAUGAACUGGACGAGAAGGUCUCCCAUUGGUGGAAAAAUCUACCCGAAGACCUGAAGUUGGAGCCGAAAUCCUUCACUGGAGUAGCCAAAACCGACCUUCCCCGAAUUCUACUAACAAACCUCGUUUAUCAUCAGACCUUAUGCGUGCUGCAUGCCUCCAUCGUCCCGUUGUUCUGUUGGACUGCAGGCAACGGCGAAUGGUCGUCUGUAAGACAGUUAUCUGCGCAGGUUGCAUAUGAGCAUGCUUGUGCCGUGUCGGCACUUAUUGGAGCAGUGCUAUCUUCCUUCGACCGACUUAGCGCUAUGGCCACAUUCGUGGCGUACGCAGCAUACGGAGCUGUGCCAUCUUGA